Messenger RNA from Frankliniella occidentalis (western flower thrips), 890 nucleotides. Its product is annotated as guided entry of tail-anchored proteins factor 1. The coding region runs from base 68 to 589 and encodes 173 amino acids. The transcript is spliced from 4 exons. Gene Ontology annotation, biological process: tail-anchored membrane protein insertion into ER membrane. NCBI's taxonomy places the organism in Eukaryota, Metazoa, Arthropoda, Insecta, Thysanoptera, Thripidae. The record is from RefSeq and is a predicted model, not a curated record.
AUUUCAGGAAGCAGUUGCUGGUUUGUUUGCUUCGUCUCUAAAGUGUUUUUCUUACUAGUUAGUCGAAAUGUACGUCAAUACGACAUUGUUCAUUCUGAUAACCAUUGGAACUGUUAUAAGCAGUUUCUCGCAGUUAAUAAUAAAAUAUGUUCUAUCACUAGUUUUUCGUGAGAGCGAUCGAUCAGUAAACAUCCGCAAGGAAAUAGCAGCAAUACGUACAGAAAUGUCACAAAUAUCAAUGAUAGAUGAAUUUGCUAAACAUGCCCGCCUUCAGAGAAAAUUAAUCAAAAUGCAGGAUGAACUAAAAGGAGAAAAAAUGGCCAUAAAUAGUACCAGAUUAAAAUUUAAAGUAAUGUUUGGGGCUGGUGCCACUUUAAUAAUGUCACUAUUUAUGCUGACUGUUCUCUACCUUUAUCGCUCUGCGGCUGUUGUCAUUCUGCCAGAGAACUGGCUAUCACCAUUUUCUUCAAUUAUCUCGUGGCCAGCUGAAGAAACAGGAGCAGUCAGUGUUCUCACUUGGGUUGCGAUUUGUUAUCGAGUUUCUAGGCUGGUGGCUGGACAGUUGAGUGACUCUACAGGUCAUUCAUGAUUCAUGGUAUUUAUAUUUUUGAGGAGCAUUGUUCCUCAGUUAUAUGGAAAAACUGUUAUAAGUGUGUUCCAAGGACUUUCCAAAACAUUAAUUUAUGAAAGAAUCCUUGUAACGUUUGACACAACUUUGGUAGCAGGACUACAAUCAACAUGUGUGCAGAGACUUCUCUUUCAAUGUGUUCUUUUUUUUUUAUAACACAAUUGUUAAUUUAUUUCAAUUAAAUUUAAGGAUGGAUCUCAAUAAUCCCUUUGUAGACUGUCUAUAAUUGAAGAAUUGUUACUUUAUUAAAUUUUGAGACUAA